AACGACCCCACCAAGAACCUACAAAAUCCCUUGAUACCGUCAUUCAAUUCCUUCACCACAGACCAGAAAUACAUUCUGAGGCCCUAGAGGAUCUAGCAAUCAUGGCGGACGCCAUCACCGAGCAAACGGCGAAACUCCAACUCGAUGAGGAGACGGGGGAGAUGGUCUCUAAAGGAGAAUUGAAGAAACGACUGGCCAAACGCGCAAAGAAGGCCGCUUCAGCAAAGGCAAAGGCAGACUCGCCUCCUAAAGAAAAUGUUCCCUUAAAGCCAAAAGCCGCAGAACCCAAAGCAGAGCCCAUGAAUAUGUUUGCUCAGGGCUUUCUUGACGAUGUCUAUAAGGAGCGUCCAGUAAAGCCAGUCGUCACACGAUUCCCUCCCGAACCCAACGGAUUCUUACACAUUGGUCACGCAAAGGCAAUCGCUGUCAAUUUUGGAUUUGCAAAGUACCAUGGCGGAAAGUGCUAUCUGCGAUUUGACGAUACCAAUCCGGAGGCGGAGGAGGAAAAGUACUUUACUGCGAUUAAAGAAAUGGUCAAGUGGCUAGGAUUUGAACCUUGCGCAAUCACUUAUUCCAGUGACAAUUUCCAGAAACUUUAUGAUGAAGCGGAAGAGCUCAUUAAGAAGGAGGGCGCUUAUGUGUGUCACUGUGGGGGUGAGUAGGACUCAUAAUGUGACUGAGCAAUGCUAACCACAUCGCAGAUGCUGAAAUUAAAGCCCAAAGAGGUGGAGAAGCACAUGGACCCCGAUUUAGAUGUGAACAUGCGAACCAAACUGUGGACAAGAACCUGGAGGAGUUUCGAGGAAUGCGAGAUGGGAAAUACAAACCAAGGGAGGCGUUUCUACGAAUGAAGCAAAACAUUGACGAUGGAAACCCCCAGAUGUGGGAUCUCGCUGCUUAUAGAGUCUUGGACGCCUCACAUCAUCGAACUGGAGAUACCUGGAAGAUAUACCCAACUUACGAUUUCACUCAUUGCUUAUGCGAUAGUUUCGAGGGCAUCACCCACUCACUGUGUACGACCGAAUUCAUUCUAUCGAGGGUUUCAUAUGAAUGGCUGAAUAAGAAGUUGGAAGUCUAUGAGCCAAUGCAGAGAGAGUAUGGUAGAUUGAACCUGACUGGAACCGUUCUUUCGAAACGAAAAAUUGCCAAGCUGGUCAACGAGGGUUACGUGAGAGGUUGGGAUGAUCCAAGACUGUAUACCUUGAUUGGUAUCAAAAGACGGGGUGUUCCUCCAGGAGCAAUUCUUGACUUUGUUAGCGAGCUUGGUAUUACUACUUCUCCUACCAACAUCCAAAUUGCACGAUUCGACCAGACAGUACGACGGUAUCUCGAGCGAACUGUGCCUCGGCUGAUGCUGGUUCUUGACCCUAUUCCAGUUGUAAUUGAGGAUGCAGAAGAAAUCGAGGUCGAUAUUCCAUUCUCUCCAAAGAUUCCAGCGAUGGGAAGCCACAAAGUCAAAAUGACAAAAACGGUUUACAUCGAGAGAAGCGAUUUUCGAGAAGUCGACAGUAAAGAUUACUUCCGACUUGCACCGGGAAAAUCUGUCGGACUUCUUCAAGUGCCAUACCCAAUCAAAGCGGUAUCAUUCACGAAAGACGGCGAUAAGGUUAAAGAGGUUCGUGCUGUUUACGAUAAAGAGGGGAAGAAACCAAAGACAUACAUCCACUGGGUAGCAGAGGGAUCACGAAAUGUCGAAGUCCGAAUCCACAACCAGCUUUUCAAGACCGAGAAGCCAGAAGAUGCAGAAGGCGGUUUCUUGAAUGAUAUUAAUCCUAACAGCGAAGAGAUCUGGGCUGGGGCUAUGGUUGAAUCUGGAUUUGAGGAAGUGAAGAAGAGAGCUCCUUCGCCUGAAGCUGCGGGUGAAUUGGAGCUUGGGAAGGGAGGUUUGGAAUCGGUUCGUUUCCAGGCUAUGCGUGUUGCUUAUAUGGUACGUAUUUUCAUUUUCAUUCUUUCCUUUCAACCAGGUUUUUGGGGCUAGUCUAACUUGCUAAUUAUUAUUGAUAGGCCGUUGAUUCGGAUAGUACGGAUGAGAAGAUCGUCCUGAACCGUAUCGUUAGCUUGAAAGAGGAUUCUGGGAAGUGAGAUGCAGAUAGAAUUACAUA
Messenger RNA from Hymenoscyphus albidus, 2102 nucleotides. The record is from the annotation of a GenBank genome assembly. Lineage: Eukaryota; Fungi; Ascomycota; Leotiomycetes; Helotiales; Helotiaceae.